UGCAAUUAUACAAAAAGAUAGAGGACAUAAAUGUUUUAUUUGCAUAGGGCAUUCUUACAUGGCGAACCGGUCGUAUGACUUAUUGUUAGGCGGCGUUGAUCCACACAUCGGCUCUGAAUUUUACCCAAUUGACUUCUUGGAGAGCAAUAUGACUCCACUGAACUUUGCCAACUACGUGGCGGCACACAGAAAAGAAGUGUUCGAAUUGUUUGCCUUUAGCCUUAUAGUCGCAGAGAAGCUUCCAAGUACUUGUUUGUACUUUAUUUUGGUGAAUGUAGCCACUAACCAGUAUCCUCGUGAAUAUUUGCUUUCAUUUAAUAGUCAGUGUUCGUUUUUCAAUUAUUUGUAUUGUAAAAUAUAUGAACUAACGCUUAAAACUUUAAACUGAAAAUAUUUGAGUUAAU
This is a messenger RNA of Arabidopsis thaliana (thale cress), 404 nucleotides long. RefSeq lists its product as uncharacterized. The transcript has 2 exons. NCBI's taxonomy places the organism in Eukaryota, Viridiplantae, Streptophyta, Magnoliopsida, Brassicales, Brassicaceae. Bases 59 to 388 code for a protein of 109 amino acids. The record is from RefSeq and is marked reviewed.